AUGCAGAGCACCGCAAGAACUGCCCCGUAUGGUCAUGCGUGCGUGAAUUGUGCCCGCGCUAAAUGUAGAUGCGUCACUAGUGGGGUUGCAGGCCGGGGAUGCGAGAGAUGUCACCGUCUGGGCAAGGAAUGCCAUUUGGCACCCAAGACGCGUCAACGGAAGGGUCCGUCGAGAACGGAGCUGCUGGAAAAGAAGGUAGACGACUUGAUGGCGCUGUUGAAGAACAAGGAGCCUUCGCAAGGAUUACCGAUAGACCUGCCCAAUCCAUCACCCGUCGAUUCAAUGCCGCUCGCAGCCAGUCGAGCAGCAGAGGACCUAGCCAUCUUAGAUACGAUAAGCCCUCCAACUCAGCCGUCGCUGCCGUCGACGGUUCCCGAGUUCUCUGCAGAUGAACAGGAAGGCAUUCUCACAGCCUUUCAGUCCGAGAAACUGCCAUGGCUUCCAUUCAUGCAUAUCCCAGCCACGAUGGGCGCCGCCGAGUUCCAAGAGCAGUCCCCUUUUACGUGGCUCUGUAUCACCGCCGUCCAAAGCAAGUGUACCGAGCAUACCGCUGUGCUCUGUGAUCGCGCGCGCGAGGUAGCCGGCCGGAAAUUUAUGCUGAACUGCGAGAAAAGCAUGGAUCUCCUGCAGGGGGCGUUGGUCUAUUUGGCCUGGAUCACCUUUUACUGUCCCUCCGAGAAGACCUCGCUCUGCAGCUACAUACAAAUGGCCAUAGCGAUGGUUUACAAUCUGCGUCUUCACAAACCUCCGCCUCCAGACCCAAUGAUGGCAAUUCCCGCCUGUAACGUGGUGGGCCACAUGGCCUUACGGAAGCCGGCUUUUACAUCCGUGCGCACCAUGAAUGAACGGCGAGCGGUGUUGGGCUGCUAUCUUCUGAGUUCCUCCAUCGCCCAGUUCGUUGGCGUAAUGGAACCGCUGCAAUGGACCUCGCAUAUGGCCGAGUGUCUCGAGGUGUUGGCGACCAGCAAAGAAACCCCGAACGAUGCAAUUUUGGUCCAGCUGGUUUCCAUGCGCUUGAUUGCCGACAAGAUCGAACAAGGCACCGGGAUCAAUAGUGAGCCUACACCGAUUACUCGGGCCCCGUAUGCGUGGCAUGUCACUGCCCUCGAAUCACAACUGGCGGAUCUGACAAAUCGCAUUCCAUCCGACCUUCUCAGCAACCAGUCUAUCAUGUUGUGUCUUUUAGAUGUAAAGGUCAGCCUAUAUGAAACCGCCCUGGCGAACCCCCCGGACCGGCUCGCCAACGACGUAGAUGUUCGACGGCUAGAUCAUCUCUACACCUGUUUAAGCGCCGUGAAAGAAUUCACAGAUAUACUGCUCUCCUGCUCUCCAGCGUCUCUUUUCAAUCUAUCCAUGAGCAUGAUAAUGCAAAUAUCGCACUGUUUCAUCGUCCUCUUCCGCCUCUCUGUUUUCGAAUACCCCGGAUGGGACCGAGCCGCGGUCCGUCGCGAUGUCGACCUGAUUUCCCUGACGACACAGUUGUCCGAGAAAAUGGGCCAAAUCGCAUCGACGGUCGGCAUUACCAACGACGGGCCCCUGGUUGACUCCGGCACCAGGUUUAGCCGGAUCCUUCAGAGACUGGUCGUAGGUUGGGCCUCACGCAUGUCAGAUCCGACCGACGGAGAUAGACCUCCAACGGCCGAGCCCGUACUGGCGACCGAGAUGUGGUAUCCCGAUCUGUUCACGGACACUUCGUGGUUAUCGGGGGCAUUUAUGUCGGGGGCGUUCUCUGACCUUAGUAUACCCAAUAGUUAG
This is a messenger RNA of Aspergillus tanneri, 1755 nucleotides long. RefSeq names its product transcription factor domain-containing protein. Gene Ontology annotation, molecular function: zinc ion binding; transcription cis-regulatory region binding; DNA-binding transcription factor activity, RNA polymerase II-specific. The transcript is spliced from 5 exons. The coding region runs from base 1 to 1755 and encodes 584 amino acids. Gene Ontology annotation, cellular component: nucleus. Lineage: Eukaryota; Fungi; Ascomycota; Eurotiomycetes; Eurotiales; Aspergillaceae. The record is from RefSeq and is a predicted model, not a curated record. Gene Ontology annotation, biological process: regulation of DNA-templated transcription.